AGAGGAUGGAGAGCUAGAGGAUGGUGAAAUCGAUGAUGCAGCCUAUGAAGAUGUGAAAGAACAUGGCCCAAAGGGUGAGGACAAGCAGAAGAAUGAAAAAGGACAUAGGAAAUCCAGGAAGAAACGCAAAAAAGAGAAGGAAAAGAAAAAGUCCAAAAGGAGGAGGCGGGAUAAGCACAAGCAUAAUUCCCCUUCCAGUGAUGACAGUUCAGACUACAGCCAUGACUCUGACAUUGAGAGGAUAGAACGACCCCAUAAGAAGAGCAGUAGCUCUUCAUACAGAGACUAUGAUUCUUCCUUCAGCCAGCACGGGCACGUGUCAGGAAACUACAUGAGUUCACAGAAAAUGCAGCAUAAAAAAAAUGUCAAGAGCAAAGAGUAUGAUGACUACAGUCAUUACAGCAAUGAAAACUUUGGUAAUUAUAACGAGGAAGAAAAGGAUGAAGAUUUUGCUGAUCAACUUAAACAAUACAGGCAAGCUAAAGAGACCUCCAGUAGUGAUUUAGGACCUCCAUUCCCCAAAGAACCAGUGAAAAAACAGGGGAUGAAAGGCAUCCAGAAAGGUAUUUCUCAAAGAGGUAAUAAUUACAAUGUUGGUCAAGGGCGUGGGAUGCAGAAGAAAUUGAAGCGUAAAGAUCGUGGAAGGGGAAGAGGGGGCAACAAAGGAUCUGAUGGCUUCCAUGAGGAUGGCAAACCAGUGAAGAAAUGGGUUAAUAUGAGCCAGGAGUUCAUCAACCAGCACACAGUGGAACACAAAGGCAAACAAAUCUGUAAAUAUUUCCUGGAAGGGAGGUGUAUCAAGGGAGAGCAGUGUAAAUUUGAUCAUGAUGCAGAGAUUGAGAAGAAGAAGGAGAUCUGCAAGUUUUACAUACAGGGUUACUGCACCAAAGGAGAGAACUGCAUUUAUUUGCACAAUGAAUUCCCUUGCAAGUUCUACCACACAGGAGCAAAGUGCUAUCAAGGAGAUAAGUGCAAGUUUUCUCAUGCUCCCCUGACUGCAGAAACGAAGGAGCUGUUGGAUAAG
Molecule: messenger RNA, 1024 nt
Organism: Merops nubicus (carmine bee-eater)
Lineage: Eukaryota; Metazoa; Chordata; Aves; Coraciiformes; Meropidae
Product: zinc finger CCCH domain-containing protein 6-like
Exons: 7
Biological process (GO): negative regulation of DNA-templated transcription
Cellular component (GO): nucleus
Molecular function (GO): metal ion binding; RNA binding
Source: RefSeq, a predicted model, not a curated record